Myxocyprinus asiaticus (Chinese sucker) is the source of this 3411-nucleotide messenger RNA. RefSeq lists its product as uncharacterized. Gene Ontology annotation, molecular function: proton transmembrane transporter activity. Bases 475 to 3252 code for a protein of 925 amino acids. Lineage: Eukaryota; Metazoa; Chordata; Actinopteri; Cypriniformes; Catostomidae. The transcript is spliced from 6 exons. The record is from RefSeq and is a predicted model, not a curated record. Gene Ontology annotation, biological process: proton motive force-driven ATP synthesis.
GGGCGUGCCAUUUUAGAGCUCGAUUACGCAACGUGGCUUCACAAAAUCAAAAAUGUCCAUUUAUUAUACCUAAACUUCGCUUUGUUGUACAGCAAUCCUGCUUUUGUUCGUCUCUGCUCAUGUUAUGCAAUGAAAGUCCUUUUAAUCCUAUUUUAACAGCAACGAAACGGGCAUUGAGCGCGAGCUGUCCUCGUUCGUGAUGAACAAGUAAACAAGCGGUGUUUAUGAAAAAUACACGGUCGAAGAGUCGAAAGAGAGCAAGAGUGAAGCGCAGAAAGGGUAAAAACACUAUGGAUUGUGACAUGGCCUUAGAUUACAUUGUGUUACACUAAUUCAGUGUUGUCAUCUCGUACUGCUUGUUACGAGUGCUGCACUCGUGAGAUCUGCAUGUUCUUCACGAAUGCCCUUCAUGUACUGUAUGUUUACUCCUCUCACUAUAAAAAGAAGGAAUCAUCGUGUUUGCUGUUCUGAAGGAUGUUUGCAGUAAUGUCCGUCGAGAGAGCUGGGCGAUUAAGGGGUUUGAAGUUCCUUCAGUUGGAAGGUUCUUGGAUUCAAAGGAAAAUUCCACCAUUGGUGGCUUUCAGCACCAAAGCAAACAACAUCAACAAGCCUGUCCGGUAUACAAGCAUAAAAAAGGCGAAACCCAAAACUAUACUUGAUAUUGCCAAACUGCUGCAGCUAAAAACUGCUUUGAAAGCCGCUGCAAGUACUACCAAACCUUCCACACCAAACCAAUAUGAUGCUAUGGUUGAUGUUGCAGCCACCUUUAUUCCUACUGCAAAAGUUAAAACUGUGACCAGAAUCCCUCCAGCAAAAGAUGCUGUACAAGGUUUAUCAAUAGCUGCCAGUCUUGUGGACGAAGGACCUUCUCAGGACAUUGCAGAUCUAGGGGGGGUAGCCAGGCCUUCAAUUAAAGAUUCUUCUCGAACUGAGGCCUCCACAGCCCCUGAGGAUACCCAUGUUCCUCAAGUAACAGUAGAGAAUAGAACUGUCUUUGAAACUACUCCUGCCUCUACUGCAGCACCUGAAAUGACCCCAGUUGCUUCUGCUCUAGAUGUCACAUAUUCAAAGGAUGUAACACAAAAUCCAAAAAAGAUGUCCGAUAAGAUUUUAGAUGUAAAAGAUGCAGGACCUAAAGUUGUUGCUGCUCAUUCAGGAGUAGAAGCACCACCUGUUAGUGCCUUAGCUUCACAAGAGGCUUGGAGUCAAGGUGAUACGACUUCAGAGGUCAGUCCGGUUUCUGAACUCUCUUCAACAGACGCCACAGAAGACAUUUCUUCUUAUGGGGAAGUCGCUUUUGAAUCUAAAGAUGCAUUUGUUUCUAAAUUUAAACAGGAUGUAGUUGCUAGUGAUAAAACCAUUUACACUCCUGAUAGUAUGGCAUCCUCCAAAGGUAUGGCAACUCCUGAAGUUUUUGCUGGUCCAGAAACUGAACUAAAGACAGAGUCAUUUAAUGUUUCAGAAGUGGCUGAAGCAACCAAUGAAUCAAGUGAUUUAAAUGUUGCAUCUGCACAGGAUCCUUCAAAGCUUCAAGCCAGACAAUCUCUAGAGUCUCUAGCUGUCUCUUGGUCUCCCGAGUAUGCUAUGUUAUAUUCAACUGUCCAUGCAGAUAAACCAUAUUCUGACACAGAGACUGGGUCUUUUCCUGAUGUCGCAGUUGACUCUGAUUCCAUAAUAGAUAUUUCCACCGGUGAAGCUGUAGCAGUUAGCUCUGGUAAAGUUGCAACCCUUCCAAAAGUUUGUCUUGAAGAAGCCUUUGCAGUCACUGACCCCAACCCAGAAGACAUUUUACCUGAGCCAACUGAGGAACGUCCCAUUUUUAAGACCAUAAUAGUUUCUGUAAAUGAGGCUGACAAGGUAGUUGGUGUGACAGAAAGGAUUGGUGAUGCUCCAGCCCUUGAUAAUUUGACUGAUCCGAUACUAAUGCAAACAGAAGAUUUAGAGAAAGAGCUGCAGACAAAUUCAGUUGAUGCAUCUGAGUCUUUCCCAGAUGGCACAGGUGACUCUUAUUCCAUACUAGACAUUACCACAUCUGAAGUUGCAGUAGUGAUCUCUCAUGAAGAUCCAACCCUUCCAGAAGUUUGUAUUGAAGAAGCCAUUGCAGUUGCUGACCCCAUCCCAGAAAUUUCUUCAUCUGAGCCAACUGAGGAACCUCCAAUUGUUGAGACUAUAAUGGUUUCUGUAAGUGAAGAUGACAAGGUAGUUGGUGUAACAGAAAUGACUGGUGAUGCUCUGGCCUCCAGUAAUUUGACUGAUCCAGUUCAAAUGCAAACCAAACUAUUAGAGAAAGAGGUGCCAACAGAUCCAGUUGAUGCGCCUGUGUCUUUCCCAGAUGGCACAGCUGACUCUGCUACCAUACUAUACAUUACCACUUGUGAAGCUACAAGAGUGAUCUCUGAUGAAGUUCCAAACCGUCCAGAAGUUUGUCCUGAAGAAGCCAUUGUGGUCGCUGACCCCAUUCCAGAUGACUUUUCACCUGAGCCCAUUGAGGAACCUCCCAUAUUUGAGACCAUAUCAGCUUCUGUAAGCAAAGCUGAAAAGAUUGUUGAUUUGACAGAAACAUUUGGUGAUCCUCCAGUCUCCAGUAAUUUGACUGAUCUGGUUCAAUUUCAAACUGAAGUUUUAGAGAAAAAGAUACUCACAGAUCUGGUCAAUGCAACUGUGUCUUUCCCAAAUGGCACAGCUGACUCUGAUUUCAUACUAAACAUUGUCCCUCCUGAAGCUACAGUAGUGAUCUCUAAAGUUCCCACCUUUCCAGAAGUUUCUCCAGAAGAAGUCGUUGCAACCUGUUAUGCAACACGUGUAAAAGCAGCAGUCUCUGAUCUCAUGCCAGAAGCAUAUUCAUCUGGACCAACUGAGGAACCUUCUGUUGUUGAGACCUUAUCAGCCUCUUUAGGUGAAGCUGACAAGGCAGUUGGCAUGGCAGAAAUAACUGUCGAUGCUCCAAGCUCUAACAGUUUGAAGGACCCGGUUCUAGUGCAAACUGAGGUUUUAGAGGAAGGGGUGCAGGCAGAUGUAGAAUCGCCUGAAGUACAAUUGGAUCCAAUACAGAGACUCUUUCUCGACAAGAUUCGUGAAUUCUCCAUAAAGAGCCAAGCGUCUGGUGGUCUUUUAGAUGCUGGACCAGAGUAUGAGAAAGCUUUCAGUGAAGAACUUGCCAAACUCCAGAGAUUCUAUGGGGGUGGAGACUUAACAGCAUUCCCAGAAUUUAAGUUCUGUGAGCCUCAGCUGGAUGAAGGCAGCUCGAAAUGAAAAGCACCCACAAAGUUUCUAAUUCACAUUAUGAAGAUUAUAUUUCAAGAGGCAAUAAUAUAAUCUUUAUAUACAUUUAACUUAUUUUGCAGUGACAGAACUGUACACAGUAACAAAGCAAGCAAGAGAAAGCAAAACAAUAAAGUUGUUUGCACCAUU